UCUAUAUACAUUAGUUGUACUGAGAAGCUUGCGAGAUGGGGACACGGCAAAGUUCAGAUGUUCAAACGAAUCCCGAACAAAAUUUCAUAGGGAAUGCUGAAACAGACAGUCCAGAUUUCGAGCCCGUUCCAGAAAAGAGAAAGCAUCGAGCGAGAUGGGUGUCUGUAAUAAUAUGUACGAUUGCAGCCCUUCUUGUGUUAACUUUCUGUAUCGUCAACCGAACUGAGAUAGAAUUCCAACGUGAUACGCCACGGAAAAAUACAACGAAUGUGUGUUACAUAAAGAAGGAGAAGUUAGCCUUUUCUGGUUUGUUUACAACUGCGUUGGGCUUGUUUGGUGUGGUACUCGGCACAUUAGUUGAUCGCUUGUCGCUGAUCAACGAAGAACGCCACCACUUGCACCAACGUUAUCACGGCAGCUGGAAAGAGAUGACCAGAGCCUGUUUCAGUGGAAUCAUUUGGGGUCCUGUUAUCGUUUUGCUUGGUUCGACUGCCAUGAUUACCGUUGUUCUUACUUUCGUGACGGGUGAGCCGUGGUUUAAGGUUAGUUAUAUCGUGUAUGUUUCCAGCGGUAUCGGCGUUGGACCACUUAUCAUGCACUUGCUUAACCUGAACACACAAUCCGAGGUUCAUAUUUCUACGAUCCUCGAGGACAAAGGGAUGAAUAUUGCCAACGGACUCGCAUGGUCCUACUAUUUUAGCUAUCUUAGACAAGCAUUGCCAACAUUUAAGAAAGCCACAAGCAACCAUUUUAGUGCACCACACGAACAAAUUAAACUGUCUUUGAAUAAAUUGCUGCUACUCAUACCCCACGACUGCAACAUGACGGAAGAUUUGAAUGAACUCGACAACCAUAUUACCAAAUUGUCUGACCUCAACCAUGAGCUUUUCCAUUUUUCUAUUUAUCGCCUAAGCGUUAACGAACGAGAAAACGAAUAUUUUGCCAUACAAUACGCGAAAGAGCCUUUAGAAGCAUUGAGAGAAAUGAGCGUGGUAGAAGAGGCCAAAGGUGUAACAAAAAAAAAUUAUGAGGAAGAAGUAAAAUUGCUUUACACAGCAUUGCAUAGAAUAUUGAAAAGCCCACCACAUCAGGAUUGUAGAGGGAUAUGCAUGCUUGUGCCUAUCAAAGCGGACAAAAAAGACAGCUUAAAAAAUGGAGGGCUAGUGAAAUGUGUUUUGGACGUAGUUCAUUUUCGGGAAUUAUGUAGUAAAAGCUCUAAAAACGGUACCCUUCCUGGAUUCGUGAAACCAAAAGUGUCCUUGUGUGGACUUGUAAGUUGCAAACAAUCCACUCGAACUGAAGCAUCAACAGAUGAUGUCAAGAUCGACGUGGACCAAAGAAGCAAGAAAGAUGAUAAAAGGUUUCACAAAAGAGGGGGUAGGUCUAUGACAUGGCCUAAAACGUUCAAAACCCAUCUUAAAUCGAAAAACCAGUACAAUGUGGUACAAGAAGAGGGCGGACGCGAAAUAUCUAGUGAUGAUAACGGUGCCAGGACGUCUGAACACGAUUUCCAAAUGGCAGUGUUGGGUCAAAGAAGUAACCAGCAGGAUCAAUAUUCUAAAACUUCAAAUGAUAAACAAGACGAGCCAACCAAACGAGAAUUGUAGGUUAUGCUCAUGGAUGCUCAUG
This is a messenger RNA of Dendronephthya gigantea, 1629 nucleotides long. Its product is annotated as stimulator of interferon genes protein-like. Lineage: Eukaryota; Metazoa; Cnidaria; Anthozoa; Malacalcyonacea; Nephtheidae. The record is from RefSeq and is a predicted model, not a curated record. Gene Ontology annotation, cellular component: endoplasmic reticulum membrane; autophagosome. Gene Ontology annotation, molecular function: cyclic-di-GMP binding; 2',3'-cyclic GMP-AMP binding. The transcript has a single exon. The coding region runs from base 36 to 1607 and encodes 523 amino acids. Gene Ontology annotation, biological process: positive regulation of type I interferon production; innate immune response; positive regulation of macroautophagy.